Messenger RNA from Stegastes partitus (bicolor damselfish), 636 nucleotides. It is a transcript of the gene cldnj, whose product is annotated as claudin j. Gene Ontology annotation, molecular function: structural molecule activity. Lineage: Eukaryota; Metazoa; Chordata; Actinopteri; Pomacentridae. Gene Ontology annotation, cellular component: bicellular tight junction; membrane. Bases 1 to 636 code for a protein of 211 amino acids. The transcript has a single exon. The record is from RefSeq and is a predicted model, not a curated record.
AUGGCUCUGCAGGAGCUGGGCAUCAGCCUGUCCAUGGCGGGCGUCGCUGGGACCAUCCUGAUCUGCGCUCUGCCCAUGUGGAAGGUGACGGCAUUCAUCGGCACUCACCUGGUGGUCAUGCAGGUGUUCUGGGAGGGUUUGUGGAUGACCUGCGUCAGCGAGUACACGGGUCAGAUGCAGUGUAAGCUCUACGACGCCCUGCUGGACCUGUCGCCCGACCUCCAGGCGGCGCGCGGCCUUAUUUGCAUCAGCCUGGUCUUGGGAUGUCUGGCGUUCCUCAUCUUCCUGCUGGGAGCUCGCUGCACCAACUGCCUGAGCCACCCGCGGAUCAAGGCCAGGGUGGUGCUGAGCUCCGGGGCCAUCUUCUGCCUGGCGGCCCUCACGACCAUAGUCGCCGUUUCCUGGACGGCCAACACCAUCAUCAGCGAUUUCCACAACCCCCGAGUCCCCGAGGUGCUGAAGAGAGAGCUCGGAGCGGCCAUAUACAUAGGCUUUGUGACAUCUGGGCUGCUGUUCUGCGGGGGAGCCAUACUGUGCACAAGCUGUCCACCACAGAGGGCCAGGUUCCCCUCCAGUGGGUACACACUAGCCAAGACUCCCACACGGAGCAGCUACGCCAUCAAGAACUAUGUGUGA